AUGCCUGCAAAAGAAGAAGGAGAAGAGAAGAGGGGCGAGAGGGAGAACAGAAAAGAGAGGUGGAGAGACGGAGAGGGGAAGAGGGGUGGCGACAGAGGAGGAAACGGAGGGAGAAAAAGGGGAAGAAGAGGGAAAGGGAGAGAAGGGAGGAGAGGAAGGCAGGAGAAGAGGAGAGAAAGAGCAAGAAGGGGGCGGUGGCGCCUGGUUGUUGCCGGUGUACUCGCCAGGCCGGAGAGCUUCUGGUUGCCGUAUCUUUCGGCUAGCUUCGCCGGCUGGAGAGAAGGGCGAAUAGAGAGGGAGAGAAGGAGAAGAGGGACGGAGAAGAGGAGGGAAAGAGGGGUUCAGGCAGGGAGAGCAAAGGGAGGAGAAGAGGCAAUGAAGGAGAUCAUGAACCUUGAAUCCAUGCUUCAAUUCAAGGAAGUUAAAAAUCAAGUCUAG
Messenger RNA from Solanum pennellii, 438 nucleotides. RefSeq names its product octapeptide-repeat protein T2-like. The record is from RefSeq and is a predicted model, not a curated record. The transcript has a single exon. Lineage: Eukaryota; Viridiplantae; Streptophyta; Magnoliopsida; Solanales; Solanaceae. Bases 1 to 438 code for a protein of 145 amino acids.